This is a messenger RNA of Colletotrichum acutatum, 1395 nucleotides long. Its product is annotated as ATP-NAD kinase. The record is from RefSeq and is a predicted model, not a curated record. Gene Ontology annotation, biological process: NADP+ biosynthetic process; NAD+ metabolic process. NCBI's taxonomy places the organism in Eukaryota, Fungi, Ascomycota, Sordariomycetes, Glomerellales, Glomerellaceae. The coding region runs from base 1 to 1395 and encodes 464 amino acids. Gene Ontology annotation, molecular function: NAD+ kinase activity. The transcript has a single exon.
AUGUCAAGGUCAGGAGCCUUCCGCCUGUGCGCCAGGCCGGGGGCCGCGGCGCAGAUUCGAGCCUUUCGACCCUUGAACUUUUCGACAACCGCGCCUGUUCGAGCUGCCGAGAUUCGCGAUGUUUCCUCUCUCCCGCCCAGAGUCGUCCCGAAAUACCGCGAUCCUCCGAACUCGACCUCUGGCCUGCUCUCCCUACACUGGCCGACGCCUCCGCGAAAUAUCUUACUGAUGCCGAAGCUGCGGUCCCCUCAAGUCCUACGAGCGACCAUCGACUUUGCGAAACACCUACAAAGUACAUACUCUGGUCUGAACCUGAUAUUUGAGCCGAGAGUCGCUCAGAUGGUGCACGAGUCCUUCAACUUCCCCAUCUACACAUGUGACCCAUCUGCAUUCCCGGACAGAAUUGACAUGAUCACGACGCUUGGAGGCGACGGAACCAUUUUGCGCGCCGCAAGCCAUUUCAGCAUGUACCAAGCCGUGCCCCCCAUUCUUGCAUUCAACUUUGGUACAAUAGGGUUCCUGGCCGAAUGGAAGUUCGAGGAAUACAAGAGGGCCUGGAGAGAGGCUUACAUGAGUGGGAGUGGCGUCGCCGCGGAUGAUCUAUUGACGCCACACACAAGAGUCGCAAGCGGAGAGAAGGAACACGACGUCAAGGACGGGGCUCAGUCUGGAUGGCACGCUUCUCCUGGAAAGAGUAUGGGACAGAGUCGGGCAGCCAAGAUUUUGCUUAGACACCGACUACGGGUCGGCGUGUACGACAACAACGGCCAGAACAUCAGCAGCCAAUUACUUCCAACGACGAAGUCACAAGCACACCUACCAGCCGAACACCCCGAGGACACAAUACUUUCGAAACGUGACAUUCCGCAACCGAUCCACGCUCUGAACGAACUCCUCAUUCACCGCGGGCCAAAGCCUCACCUUGCCCAUAUUGACAUUUACCUUAACAACCGAUUCCUGACGGAAGCUGUCGCAGAUGGUAUACUAUUGAGCACCCCUACAGGCUCAACCGCAUAUAGCCUGAGCGCUGGCGGUUCCAUCAUACACCCCCUCGUCAAAUCACUUCUCAUCACUCCCAUCUGUCCUCGAAGUUUAAGCUUCCGGCCUUUGGUUCUCCCCCUUAAUACCAAGGUCACACUCAAGGUCAGCAGCAAAAAUCGUGAUGGCGAGCUCGAGGUCAGUAUCGACGGCAAGCGAAGCGCCGGCGCAGGUAUCGGGACUGAGAUCCGCGUCGAGGGCGAGAUGGUGGGCGAGUCCAGCAACGGUGACUGGAAGGGAGGUGUGCCGUGUGUCAUCUGCGGACCAGGCAAGGGCGACGCGUCGGACUACGACGACGACGGCUGGGUUGGUGGCCUUAACGGCCUCCUCAUGUUCAACUACCCUAUCGGGCGGUGA